UAUAAAAUUACUAUGAACACCAAUUGUUCACCACACCCUUUUCUCCAUCAUAGAUUUCAUUCACACCGCCGCAAUUCAUUAAUAAAUACAAGAAUUCACUGAUAACCUUCCACCGCCACCGCCGCCGCCGACCCUGAAAUCGAAAUUCCUGAUAAUUCUGAAUUCAUCAAUCGAAGUAACCCCAACAACACUCAAUUUCGAACCCUUUAAUCUCAAUUUGAUAGAUUUGGCUUUUGUCCAUAUCAAUUGGAUCUUAUAAUGUUGCAUACAGAGCCCUCUCUCUCUGUGUACGCCGAUGAAGAUAUGUUGCUUGACAAUAGGAAAGGGGAAUUAAAGGUUAAAGUCGGCAAUGAUGAGUUCAGUUUCGCAGAAAAUAUGGGACUCAGCGUUGAGAAUCAUGAAAACGAUCCAUUGAAUGGAUUUAAGAAAUUGGGUAUUUUGCAAAACGAAGAACAGAUUGAACCAGUGUGUAUCAAUGGCACCGAACGAUUUGACGAAAGUGGCGACGUUGUGGAGAAUUAUAAGAGGAUGUUAGACGAAGAUCCUUCAAACCCUGUUUUAUUGAAGAACUAUGCUCAUUUUUUGCAGUUGAAUGGAGAUGUUAAUGGAGCUGAGGAAUACUAUUUCCGUGCAACAAUGGCGGAUCCUAAAGAUGGUGAGAUUCUGAUGCAAUACGCUAAGUUGAUAUGGGAGCUUCAUCGUGAUCAAGAUAGAGCCUCUGGUUAUUUUCAGAGCGCUGUUCAUGCUGCACCUGAGAACUCCGAUGUUCUUGCAGCAUAUGCAAGGUUCUUAUGGGAAAUAGAUGAAAAUGAAGAGAAGGAUGAAGCCACUACAUUUGGUGUUGGGGUCAAUGAUCUUGAGAGAUAUUACAAGACAAUGGUCAACGAAAGUUGUUGUGACCCUUUGUUACUUACAAACUACGCCCGUUUUCUUCAACAGACAAAAGGAGACCUUGAAGGGGCGGAAAAGUACUAUUCACGUGCAAUACAAGCCAAUCCAGAUGACAGUGAAGCAGUUUCACAAUACGCACAAUUGGUGUGGGAGCUUCAUCGCGAUCAACACAAAGCUAAUGCUUACUUUGAACAAUCAGUCAAAUUAACUCCAUCCAAUAGUGAUGUUCUUGCUGCAUAUGCCAAGUUUCUUUGGGAAGCAAAUAUGGAAGAUUGAAGAGUAACAAUCAAAUAACACACGAAUAAGAUGUUGUCAUAAGAUGAGAAGUUGGAAUCUUGAAUGACGUGACUAUAUGUUUUUUGUACUAUUGUCUCUUUCUAUUUUGAUGAACAGAUAUAACAUGCAAAGAGUUGUAAAAGACCCAAAGCUACAUAAAAAGCAUGUGAUGAUUUGAUUUUUAAA
Molecule: messenger RNA, 1353 nt
Organism: Lactuca sativa (garden lettuce)
Lineage: Eukaryota; Viridiplantae; Streptophyta; Magnoliopsida; Asterales; Asteraceae
Gene: TPR4
Product: Tetratricopeptide repeat (TPR)-like superfamily protein
Biological process (GO): RNA processing
Molecular function (GO): protein binding
Source: RefSeq, a predicted model, not a curated record